AUGAAAUGUAUUAAAAUCAAAUAGAUAAAGUGUAGAAGAACAUAAAAACUUGAUUAAUAACUUCUAUUAUUAAAUAUUCAAAAUCUAAUAAUUAUCAAAUAGUAAUUAAUUGUAUUUUAAUAAAAACACUGUAACAAUCCUAGCAAGUAAAAGGAUUUGCUAUUUAUAAAGCAGUAUUGGCAGCAAAACUCACAUAUAUUUAUCUUAUAAUUAGUCCUUACUAAAUAGAGCUAGAGGAUGAUUGCCAAAUAAACAGUUUUAUUAAAUAGAUUUAAAGAUUUAAAAUAAAAAAAUGAGUAUCAUUCUUAUCUGAAAUCAACAAGCUUUCUAUGGAAUGUUUCUAUAUUCUUUAUUGAUUUAUAUGUUGUAUCUACAUACCAGAUAUGGCUUGCUUUAAAUUUAAAUCCAUACAGCAUGUACAUAAUAUUAGGCAUAUCACUUGAGUUCAUUUAUUUAGUAAAUCUCAUUUUAAUUAUUGCUAUAAAAAAUAAAUCAAGCAAUAUGCGAUAUUACUUCUUUACUCAUCUGAAAUUCAACAGUAUUUAUUCAAGUUCUUUAUCGUUGAUGAAUCUUAUAUCUUUAAUUCCUACUCAUCUGAUAAUAAUUGUGUAUUUACAAAAAUAAGGAUAUACUGAUAUUUAAUAGGAUAUGAAUUUUCCUAAAGCUCUCAACUUAGCUCUAUUAACAAAGCUUCUAAGAUUUUUAAAUAUAAAAGAAUUCCUAUAUAAAUUUGAGCACUUAGUCAAAUUUCUAGAUUUUAAUAAACUCACUUUUUUUAGAAUAUUUGUUUCUUUUUUUCAGCUUUUGUAAAUUACUCAUUUAUUUGCUUGUUGUUUUGUCUUCUAUAAUAUAUACAUAGAGUCUGGCUACUUUUCUGUGACUUCCUAUGAUAUUUCGGGUAAUUAUAUGAAAUAUGUAGUGGGAUUAUAAUGGGCAGUUGAAUCUAUGAUAGGUUCUAGCUUUGGUGAUGUUUAUCCUCCUACAGAUGGUGAAAUAUUCUUGACAUUUAUUUCUAUGAUUGCUGGAGGUGUAUUUUAUUGUAAAAUCUUUUCUGAUUUUAGUAGUCUUCUUUAAAUCAGUAAACAGUUUACUCUUGAACUAAGACAGAAGUAAAAGUAGGCUUACUUACUUGCAAACAAUAAAUAAGUCUCUUAAAAAACAUUUGACAAAAUAUAAAAUUUUUAUAACAACUUUGAAGAAGGAUAAAAAAUAUUAAUGUAUUAUAGCAUAAUAAAAGAACUUCCUUCUCAAUUAAAGCAUGAGGUGGAAUUAAAAUUUUAAUAGAACUUAGUACAAAAUGUGUAAAUAUUUAAUUUGGGAUAAACUGAGUUUGUAGCUAAAAUUCUCAAAAAAAUGUAUCCUAAAGUAGCUUUAAAAGAUGAUUUUGUAUUAAAAAUGGGAGAAUCAGCCUAAGACUUUUACAUUUUAGCGAAAGGCCGGGUAGAGAUAGUGAAUUAAGAUAAAAAGUAGGUGAUUAGAGUUUUAGAGCCAGGAGCUUACUUUGGAGAAAUCGCUAUCCUGAUAAGUUAAUAUAGAACAUGUUAUGUCAAAGCCCAGACUGAUUGCAUAUUUAUGUGCAUAAAAAAAGAUGACUUUUUAAAAAUUUUAAACAAAUUUCCAGAAAUAAAGGACUUCAUUCUAAGAGUUGGUUUACAAAGAAUGGGUGGAACUAAAAACUAUGAAGAUAUUUUUCAUAAUACUGAUAAAUGCUAAAUAAAUAAAUUGUCUCUGCAGGAAAUUAAAAAUACAUAAAACUCUAACCAUUCACAUAUCGAAAGAGGACAUUUAUAGGAUACCAUUUAAAAUAAUUAUUUUACCAACGCAGAUUAUCUGAACUCAAAAAGUCCUUAAAAUAAAUCAUAAAAAUAAUAUCUAAUCAAUGAACAAGCUAAAUUUAUAGGAGAAAGUAUAAAUAUCUCUUUCGAAAAUGAAAAUUUAAAGAGAAAAAUACAAGGAAUUCGAAAAAAAAAAGACUUAAAAGUCUUAGUCCUGAACUAGAAAGUGAUGAUGUACUGGGCUAUGGUUUUGCUUUUAGUUUUAACUUACAAUCUUUUUUACUCUCUUUACAGUGUUUUAUUUAGUGAAGACUUUGCUGGGGAUGUUCCUAUAGUUCUAGAAGCACUAAGUUUUUUAAUUAAUUUUAUUGACUCUCUUAUAUUCUCGUAACUUUCAACUUUUUCAAGAAAAGAUAAUGAAUUUAUUUUGAACAGAAAUAAAAUAUUAUUCAACUACUUAAAUAAGGAGUUUUUCUUUGACGUAUUAGCCACUGUACCUUUUUCUAACAUUUAUCAAUUAGUUUGCAGUGGGCAAGAGUUUGAAAAUAGCUUAAUUUAUAUCAGACUGUUUAGGCUAUUAAGAUUAAUCAAAUUUAGGAGAUUUUAGUAAUAUAUUUAUAUUUUGCAAGAUCAGUACAAAAUUAAUUUUAAGUAUGCAGCUUUAAUUAAACUUGCAUAUGUAUACUUUUUCCUCAAUCACCUAAAUGCUGGUAUCAUGUACAUACUUUGUAAAUAUGAAUAUGAUAAUAAUUUAAGCUACUCUUUAGGAGUUUAAAUGGAUGGUUAAUCAAUUGAAUAAGAAAGACCCUUUAUGAUUAAAAAUGUUUAUGUAAAUUUCCUGUAUUGGUCUUUCUGCGUUAGUACUCAAGGAGCAUAUGGAGAUAUAUGGGCUAUGAGCUCAUUAGAAAAGACAUACUAAAAUGUUACAAACUUACUUUUUAAGAUAUUUUUCUGUUUCUUGUUUGCAAAUUUAGCUUCAGUUACAGCUGUAUCGAAAAAUAAACUUGAACAAUACUUGGAGGAGGUAGACUCUUUUAAAUAUUGGUCUAAAUUGAUAGGGCUCCCUACUGAAAUUUAAAAUAAAAUUAUACAAUUUUACAAUAACAAGUGGUAUCAUCAAAAAGGUAUCGAAGAUAAAGAAUUAGAAGAAACCUUACUACCGGAUAACAUUAAAGAUAAAAUUUUGCACCAGAAAAUGAAAUUUAUCGUUAAAUUAAUAAAUCCGCUUCAAAAUUCAUAAUUAGAUAGUAUUUUAACACUAUUUCUUAAAAAAUUUGAGAAAAUUAUCAUCACAUAAGGAGAAUUUGUUUUCUAAAAAGGAGAUUUGGCUCAAGAAAUUUACUUUAUCGAAGAAGGGUUAGUGUAAAUAGUUAAUACUAACAACAAUGAAGAAGAAGUCUUAGCUGAAAUAAGUGAAUAUGGUUAUUUUGGAGGCUUAGAAUUUAUAAAUAUAGUUCCUUCUCUCAGAAAAGUUUCUGUAAGGGCUAAAACUAAUACAUCACUUUUUAUGCUUGAACUUGAUUAGUAUUGUCAAUUACUUGAAGAAUAUCCAUUUGCUAAAAUGUUUAUACAAAACAUCUAUCCACAAAAACAGACAGAAAACAAUAAAUAAAAGAUGUUUGAAGAUAGAAUCUUAAAAUAAAAUAGAAAUAAAAACUUAAUAGACUUAGUUGAUUUUAAAAAUUGCUAUGUUGAGAAUGAAGCUAACUUAAAUAAUUAAGAGUUUAAGUAAAUUCAUUAAAAACAGAAUGCCGCUGAGAAUUGCAAAAUGAAAAUAUAAUUAAUUAACCAAGAAAAAUAAAUCACAAUUAAUUAAUAAAUUCUAAAGAAUAAAAAUGAUAACUAAAUUUUGUUAUACAAUGAUCUGAUUAGUUCUGUUUGUUAAACUAAGGUGUGCUCAGAGUAAAGCUAUUUUUAUAAUUAACCAAAUACUCAUAAUCUUUAAGAUUUAUAAUCUACACAUCAAUAUUAGCAAAAUCCAUAACAAAUUGAGUUGAUGCGAUUUGAUAAAUAAGAAUCAAGCUAAAUAAAAGAAAGGACCUUUAACAUUUAAUAAGAUAACUAAAUAAAUUUAAAUACUGAAUUGAAUUAGAAACAAGAAAAUAAUGUAACUCAAUAAUAAUUAUAAAAAAUAAAUUUUAUUUAACUUUAAUAAAACGAUUAAAUUUUAGAGAACAUUAAUAAAAGUUAAUUAAAGUAAUAAGAACCAUAGUUAAUAGCUAUAUAAAAUUUUAAGUAACCAGAAUAAAUUAAAAUUUAGUAGCUCAAUUAAUCAGAAAGGAGAUUAAGUUUAAUUUAUUUUGAUGAUAGUAGUGAUUUUUAAAAUUAUAAAAAACUAUAAAAUGUAAAAAAUAAUCAAUUAAAAUUGAACACUCAUAGUAAUCUAAGCUAAGCUUAGAUUAGAGUAGAAAGUAAUAGCAGUCUUAGUCAAGAUAGUUAAAAUAACUUUCCAAAAAAAUAUAGACAAAAACGAUAGAAAAAACGUUUAAGCCAACUCAACUAAUAUAAAAUUAAUUAUUUAAAGAAGAAGAAAUAAAGCUUUUUAUUCGAAGAUUUACAACUGAAUGAUAUUAAUUAAAAACAAAAUAAUCAUUUUUUAUGCAAUUCUUCGUUUGGAGAUAAUUCAUAGAAUACGAACUUACUAAUAUCUAAAAAUAGUCUAACAAAUUUCAAUUUAGAUUAAUUAGAAAUAAUUCAUAACAUUAAGAAAUUUGACUCUGAUGAGUUUAAUUUUAAUUAAAAUGAUCUUUCAUUUUUAGAUUUAGAGAUGGAAUAAAACUAAAAUUUUGAGAAAAUACAAAGUUAUUUUGAUAAAAAUUUAGAAUUUUAGGUUCUAGUCGAUCGAAUUUGUGACCAAACUAAAUAGUAUAAUUCUUAGUUAACUGAUUAGGAAUUCUACGAAUUUGAAGAAAUUAUAGAAAUAAUUGGUAUAACUUAAAAUGAAAUUUAAGAAGAGAGUUAACUAAAUAAUAAAAUUAACUUAAGUGGAAUGUAUGAAUAAGAUAUUCGUAAUUUACAGUAGAAUCAAGAUCAAUCAUAAAUAAUUUCUAAUAUAAAUUCAAACUACUUAGAUUACAGUACAUUUAAUGAUAGCUAUUACUAAAUUAAUGAACUUGAUAAAAGCAUAUCUUAUUCUUAAUUCAGUUUUGAUUUAGAAGAACCUAUUAAAGAUGAUGACUGUAAAGAUGGAUUGUCAAAGCAAAUAAAUUAAAGCUAACUUUUAAAUUAAAAAAAUUAAAAAACCAAUAAGCUAAGAGAAGGAUUUCUUAUAAAGUUAUAUAAAGGAACAAUUGAUAGCAUAUCUGAAAUUUAAUAUGAUAGAUCUUAACUUUAAGUGGCUGCUGCUAAUAGAUUCUCAGAAAAUAAACACUCUUUAAAAAUUUUCUAAAAAAGAAAAGAGAAAGUUUUUAUAAAGAUUCUUUUAGAAAUUUUGAUAAUUAUUCCUUUUUGUCUGAUCUUCGAUUUGCUUUAAAUAGAAGGAAUAAGAACGAGGUUUGAGCUCAUAUUUCUUUAGUUAAUUAGAGUUAUUCCAUUUUGCAGAAUAUUCAAUGUUCUUUCAUCAUUAAAAAAAAAAAAUAUCUAUUUGUGUAGAGUUAUUGAAACUCUUUUAGUAUAUGUUUUAUUCUGUCAUUUACUUGGAAGCCUAUUUAUAGUUUUAGGAAAAAUAGAAACAGAUUUUAACGCCUCUUGGAUGAUUAAAGUUCCUGCUCCACAAGCUUAAUUUCCAAAUAAUAUAAGAAUUCAAUUAUCAAUAAGCAAUAGAAGUUUAUACUUGCAUGCUAUAUAUUGGGCAUAUGUAACUACAUCUCAUGUGGGGGUUGGAGAUGUAACUGGAGUUAAUUUAAGAGAAAAGAUUUUUAGUAUUUUUGUUAUGUACAUAUCAACCUUCACACAUAUCAUAAUAUUUGGAAAUCUUGCCUCUAUGGCAAAAGAAGCUGCUUUCAUGCUAAAGAUUAAACUUGAUUAAAAAUAUGAAAAAAUAUUUUAAACUGUUAGUCUUUUGAAUGUUACUUCCUUUAAUAUAUAAGUUGAAAGUUAUAUAAAGUUUAUUUGGAAUGACUCUUAUGGCUUAGAUGAAAAUCAAAUUUUAGAGAAGUUGCCUUUUUAUUUGAAAGUUGAAAUCCUCAAAAAACGAUACAAAAAAUGUAUAAAUAAAGCAUUUCUUUUCAAAUCUAAUUCCUGGUAAGUGGAUAUGAACAUUGUUCACUCAAUUCUGAGAUUUAUGAAAGUCAAAAUAUUCUUAACAAAUGAUAUAAUUGCAGAAGCAGGCAAGUCUUACCAAGAUUUGUACAUCUUUUUACAAGGAAAAUAUGUUGCCUAUCAAUUAAAUGGCAAAAAAGCAUAUGAGGCACACGCAGGAGGUUUUUUUGGAGGAUCUUAAACUGAUUUACCUCUAACAUUAUAUUAUCAAGCCAAAAAUAUCUGCAAGGUAGGAGUUAUAGACAAAUAGUAUGUGAAAUAUUUAAAACAAGUAUUCCCCGAUUGGUAUGAAAAGAUAAUGGGCAAGUAAAAAAAAAACUAUUAAAGCUAUCUUCUAGAUUUAAGUUAUUUCUAGGAUUGUUAUGUAUUUUCCUAACAAUAAACCUAAAAUAGAUAUAUCAUGAACAAUAAAAAUCAUUUAAUAGAUUAUCACUACAGUGAAAAGCUUUUAGAUCACUAUAAAUAAGUGGCAUCUAACUUUUUUGAAGUAGAAGUGGCAAAUAAUUCACAUGAUAACAAUAAUAAUUUACAAAGCAUUUAAAUUUUAAAUUAAAUUAAUACAUCUGAUGAAGAUGAUUUUGAAAACGCAGAAUAAAUGAAAAACUAAGAGGAAUUUGAUAGCAACAUUAAAUAUUCUUAGAAAGAAAUUGAAGGAAUCAAAUAAUGGAAAAAAAGAAUAGCUGAAAGAAACAUAAGUAUAGCGUGGGAUAUCUCAAAUAUUUCUGUUCAUAAAAGCUAAAGCCAAAUUGAAAAUAAUGUAUUGAAAAAUGGAUCUUUUGAUAAACCCUAUAUUAUUUGUCUGCCAUAUUAAAAAAGCUCAGAUUAAUCUUUUUAAAAUAACAAAGACAUGAUUAUUCUCCAUUUUAAUUACAUAUACAAAUUAGCCUUCAUUAAAGAUAAUGAGUAUAACUACUUCUUACAUCCUUACUCUUCAGCUUCUUAUUAUGUCUAAAUUAUCAACCUUAUUUUCACGAUUUAUAGUCUUAUUUUCACACCUAUUUAUGUCUUUUUCGGGCUUUAAAUUUCUAUUUUACCUUUAGUCUUUGAGAUUAUUCAUACUAUGUAUUUGUUUGUUGAACUCUUUAUAGAUUUGAGAACGCCAUACUUCAAACAAGGAUUGUUGGUAGCAAAUAGUAGAAAAAUUUUUACUUAUUUAUGGGAAAAAAAGAACUUAAAACUAAGACUAACUUGUUUAUUUCCUCUUAAUAUUAUUCUUUGGUAAAUAAGCUAAGAUUAUCAAGAGAGAUCUUUUACCUUAAAACUUGUUUUCGUUUUACUCAGAGGCAUACGAUUAUUAUAAAUAUUUAAUUUAGAUGCUAUUCUUGUUAGAAUUUAAACGCAUAAUAAAUCUAAACAAAAAGCACUAGGCAUGCUUGUAGGUUUUUUGCAUGUGUUAAUUAUGUGGCACUAUUUUUCUUCACUAUGGGUUUGGUAUGCUUACAACAUCUCAGUUCCUAAUUUUCCUGAUUUAAAUUGGGUCUUGGCAAAUAAUUUACAAGAUGCUGAUUUAAUUAAAAAAAUACUCAAUGGGCUUUUUUUUGUUAUGAGUAUUGCCACAACUUGUGGAUAUCCAACGAUGAAAUCUAAUAAUGACAUAGAGAAAAUAUUCUUCAUAUUUGCUAUUUAUUUUGGAGAUGCAAUUAUUGCCUAUGAUUUUGGUUUGAUUGCUACCCAGUCAUUACUUUUACCAUAGAAAUACUAAGAGAUAGACAAAAAAAUUAAGUAAUUUAAAAUAUUGCUAAAUAUUGGUAUUGAUCACAGUAAAAAUAGCAGCAUAAUAAAACUUAACAAAAAAAUUGAACUUUCAUAUCUAUACAAACUAUACUCAAAUUUAUAUGUCGAAUAAUAGCUGAAAUCGAUAUAGUAUUUGAUACCUUAAACACUGUACGACCAAUUAUUUUAAAGUCAUUAAUCUAAUUAUCUACAAAAGAUACCAAUAUUACUGGAGCUUUCUAAAUCCAUUCACUUUAGAAAUAUUUAAAAGCAUAUUGAACUUAAAGUUUUUUUACCAUAUGAUUUUGUAACUAAGAAGGAUUCUUAAAACAGUUAUUUGUGUUUUGUAAGCAAAGGUAAUGUGAAUAUUCUUUCUCCCAAAGAAAAUGCAGUUAUCUAAGUAUUAAAUGAAGGUGACUUUUUUAGCUAAGUUACUUUAACUAAAUAUGGUAAAAGCUCUUCUUGUCCCAUUUACACAUCAAACAUUGCAGAGAUAGUUUAAAUUAAGCAUAAAAACGUUAGGUUGAUGUUUCAAAUUUUCCCAGAGUUUAAAAACACAAUUUAUAAAUAUGCAAGGAAAUAAAUUUGUGUGCCUGUUACAUAAAAUUAAAUAAAGUUGAAUCUGCUUAGUAAUUAUAAGGAAUAAGCUUUAUUGUAAGUAAAUAAAUAUUAUUCAGGUCAUCUGAAUAAAGGAAAAAGAGAUUUAAAUAUGAACUCGAAUAUUUUUCUACCCAAGUUUAUGACUCAGAGUGAUAAAUAUUGA
Molecule: messenger RNA, 8451 nt
Organism: Tetrahymena thermophila SB210
Lineage: Eukaryota; Ciliophora; Oligohymenophorea; Hymenostomatida; Tetrahymenidae
Product: cation channel family protein
Exons: 20
Biological process (GO): monoatomic ion transport; transmembrane transport
Cellular component (GO): membrane
Molecular function (GO): monoatomic ion channel activity
Source: RefSeq, a predicted model, not a curated record